Molecule: messenger RNA, 3493 nt
Organism: Pocillopora meandrina
Lineage: Eukaryota; Metazoa; Cnidaria; Anthozoa; Scleractinia; Pocilloporidae
Source: the annotation of a GenBank genome assembly
AUGCGUAACUUUCCAAACACUGACACAACAACUCUACCACGCAUCUCGCAAAUCGACUGUUUACCUCAGAAUCGCUUGAAUCCGGACGAGUUUGAACAGAAACGAAGAGCAGAUAAGGUAGGAGAACACGAAACUCACAUCAUGGCUCAAACAGCGGCCUUGAAAGAACAGAGCUUUGGGCGCCGUGGUAAACGGACGAAUUAUACGUCGGGGAUCUUGCCUCCCAUUUCGCAGAUUUCCAUGGGGGGAAGACAACUCCCGGCGGAAGCGAGUGCAAGGGAAGAAGGCUUGAAGCUUCCUCCGAUUUCCCAAGUGGCUUGUCUCGGGGGUUAUCUCGAUGAAAAACAGCUUGUGAUGAAACAGUCAAAGUCUAGAAUCAGAGACAGCGAUUCUGAGUUUGUAAGACUGUCUAAAGCUGGUGGUCAGAAAAACCUCCUGUGCUACACAGAGGCAGAUUCUUCGCCGCGCGAGGACGCAACGAACGCGAACACAUUUCCACGCUCCACUCGUUACCAUCCCGGGUUCACUUCAGAGGCAGACCCAAGAUGGCGCCCAUCUCAUUGGUCGGACUUUUCGCGACAGAAGCAAGCGAGAAGUGAUCAUAAAUUGAUAUGGAGGUAGAUUGGCAUGAUGGCUGAGCCAUUCACGGGCAAAGACUGAAAAGAUAUUGCUUAUUCAUGGGUUAAGCUUAUUUUAAAAUGUACAGAGUAUAAAGUGUGAACCGGGUAUGAUACGUAGUAAAUGGUAACAUGUUAGGGGAAUAGCUGCCAUUUUUCUGAUUUGUAGCCGAACGGACACAUUUAAUCUAGAAAAGGUAUUUGAUGAACUCCCUUGCUUUAAAAGCUGUUGAAAGUUAUAAAAAUAGCUGAAUUUAUCGUUCUUGUGUAAAUAGGAGAUUAUGAAGCAAACUGUCCCAGUCGUUUACCAAACGAAAUUAAACGCUCAUUUUAUGCGUCAACCUUGAGUACUCCUUUGCUUUUACAUUUUUUUUUCUAGUUCUCUUAUCCUGUCUGUUUUUCUUUUUUCUCAAUUUACAGUACAUUGUUUUCUUUCAAACGAAUCAACUAGCUUAUUUAAAACAUGAGAAAGUGAAACAACGCCAGGGUAUUUCGGUAACUUGCUUCGUUUUACUGCUAAUCCACAGAAUGACAUAGUGUUGUAAAGACUCGGUGAGAUCAGUACAUAAACGGGAUUUAAUUAACUCAGGAUUAAAAGGUUACAGGAUUCACAUAUUUUCGUGAGAAAGCAAACAGUUGUUGAUCUCCUGUUGACAAAAGAUUAUUCCCAUUAUAUAAACCGCAACCAAUUUCUCAGUGAGUUCACUUACUUUUGGAAAUGCCAUCGAAUUUCUUCAUUUCUUAAUGAGUGCGUGAAGGAUAACGAAAUGGAUAGAGUUAAAGUGAAUUAAAUUAUUGGUAGAGCCCAUCUCCAUCGAGUUCGUUGAAAGCUAAGCCAGAUUGAUCUUAGCAGCCAAUCAGAGCAUAGGUGAAUACCACCAAGGAGCUAUUGAGAUUUCAGGCGAGCAAGGAACCUGCGUACAGCGCGGGAAAACGCGACUGAACAAGGUUCCCUGGUUUCAGUUUUGCGUCCGAUUGCUGAAGCAAGGAGGAGCGAGUUUUUUAGAUCAGUAACAGGAGGGAAAUGAAACAAUAUCAGCAAAUAUGCGAUCCCAGAUUAUAUUUGACACUCAAUGCUGGAAAUUGCUUUAUGAGUUCGUUGGUUACUUUAGCGCGGAGGAUUAGUUAUAGUAGUCCAAGUCGGUGUGUAAUCAUACGAGUGAUUUACACUUACACAUCCAAGACACGUACACUGUUUUAUAAGUGCUAAAAAACAAUCUCGUUCGAGAAUUUUAUCGCAGUUUUGAUUAGCCUCAUUUAUUGGCUCAGAUCGUGAUCUCUGAUCAACAAAUUAGCGCACCAAUUACUUUUUAUGCAUGUUGUUAUCGAUCCAAUUCCACACCAGUUUUUCGUACGAGGCUGCAAGCUGCUAAACUGCGUCAUAAUUCAAUAAUGAAUACUAACGCCAGUAAUUGAAGAACACGACCUCGCGCCGCAGAACUCUGAUAAAAUUCAUUAAGGAAACAACGACAAAUGAUGAGCCAAAGCUAGACUUCAAACGAGUAAGUUCCGUUAAAUUUAUUAUCUCUCGUUAAAACGACUCCAAACUACGAUAAGAACAUUUUGUUUUCGACUCGUGCGCUUUGUUUGUAACAACCGAGAGCAUGAUUCCAAAACUUUGUUAUACCUAAUCAUCAAAGUGUGUUUCUUAUAUGUUGAUUUUAUCUGUUUAUCUCUCACUUUUAAAUCAAGUGCUAAUGAGUAGCGAAGAUGGAUUUUUUCUGUUUGUUUUCGCCCUAAUUUGAAUCGUACUCGUUUUCGUUUAACAUCCAUCCGUCCGCGCAAGAAUAUAGUUUUGACUACAGCUGCAAGUUUCAAGCUACUAAACUCUCUCGUGAAAGAAUUGUUUAUAAAAGUUUUCGACGUCCUACAAUUACGGUGGACAAUUCCCUUUCUCAUUAGCUGGUAGAGAGAUAAACAAUACUCAUUAAAAAUCCUUUGAUGUAAUUUUUUUGUUCAAAUGUUUAAAAUUGUGAAAAAGCUUUCAACUUGACGCACCAUCGAGGAUUAAUUUUCAUUCUGUUAGUGAAUCACUUUCGUUCAGAUUGUAUGGAAAGACUCGUGAAGUAUAGCCUGGAGGCUUUUUAAGUAAUAUGGCCAAGCCCUUUUACAAGCCUUUGGACAGGCCAGAGAGGGAAGAAAUUUGGUACUGUUAUUACGUUCCUCGUCAAAAGCCAGACUCAAAACCAAUUCAGCGUGUUCCUAUUUCACAAGUGCCGGACCUGACUAACGAGACAACCAGGCUAGUUACUGAAAACAAAUAUCGAAAUGUGGGCAGAGUUUUGGAAACUGAUUCAAAGUACGUGAAGUUAGCCAAAACUGGCGGGCGAAAGAACCUGUUAUGUUAUAAAGAAAACGAACGCGAAAACAGCGGGCCUAAAAGAUACGAAGUAGCCGCGUGGUAUUACCACGAUAGUGACAUGGACAAAGAAAAAGAACUCAGUGAAGAGGAGAGGCAUAAGAGAUACAGCGUUACGUAUGGGAAACGGUGUUAUAAGAUUUCUCAACUUGAAAAACCCAUUGUAUAUCAGCGUCCGGAUUAUAUGACGCAUUUGGAAUCAGAGGAGUUGAUCAUGUCGCUGGGCGCAUCACAUCGCAUUCCAGAUCGCCCGAUCUUCGGCUUCGACAGGUUGUCGUUUUGGAAGCGAGACGAAGAGGAAAAGUCGAACAAGCUGCCUCCUUUGGUGGUAAACGAGAAUGCGAGGGAAAAAUCUGCGCAGCUGGGCUCUCCCAAAAAGUUUGUACCAACGAAGAAGAAGGUGAAGUUGCCAAAGUCCUCUAAGAAAUCUCAGUUGCCCAACAAUAGAAAAUUGUUCAGUUCAGGUUAUGCUACAGAAUGGCAUGAAAAGUGGUACGUGAAGGCCUUAAAGAAAUGA